CGCCGCUGAUUGACUCGUCGGCCGAUGCGAAAUCCCCUCCCUAAACCCUCCAUAGCCACGACCGAGGAGGCUGCCUGAGAGAGGGAAAGAGGAGAGAGGAGCCAUGUUCAGGAGCGGCCGAGCGAUCUCGUCGUUCCUGAAGCGGAGCCGAGCCCCGAACGGCGGCUUCUGCCGAGACGCCGCGGCGCCGCCCAGGCCACCGGCCGAGCGCCCUCCGUACAGGCCGUUCGCCUCGACCGCCGGGAGGACCUCGCUCCGCCCGUUCGGCUCGCUCCCGGCCAAGGUGAGGCAUUUGCCGCUAUGGAGGAGCAUGUCCACCACUGCGUCCGUUCCGUUGCAGACCAAGGAGGGGCUGAAGCUGCUUGUGACUGGAGGGCCUCAAGCUCAAAAGUGGGUUGGGAUCUGGCUUUUUGGGUCGGCCGCAUGGGUGUUCACUAUGGUGGUACUAGGUGGUGUCACGCGCUUGACUCGUUCUGGUCUAUCCAUGACUGAUUGGAAAUUUACUGGUGGCCUUCCUCCUCUGUCUGAUGAGGACUGGCUGCUGGAGUUUGAGAAAUACAAGCAGUCUCCUGAAUUUAAACGUAUAAACAGAGGGAUGAGUAUUGAAGAAUUCAAAUUUAUCUACUGGAUGGAGUAUGCCCAUCGGAUGUGGGGAAGGGCUCUGGGAAUCAUGUUUGCUUUGCCAUUUUCGUACUUCCUUCGAAAGGGAUACAUCACUCUACGCCUUGGGCUGAAACUCUCGGGUCUUUUCGCUCUUGGUGCUGGGCAGGGUCUAAUUGGCUGGUGGAUGGUCAAAAGUGGUCUAGAAGAGCCACCAUCUGAAUAUGCUCAACCAAGGGUAAGUCCAUAUCGUCUUGCGGCUCACCUGACGUCAGCCUUUGCCAUAUACUGUGGCCUUUUCUGGACUGCUCUUUCCGUCAUUAUGCCGGAGCCACCUGCUGAAUCUAUAGCUUGGGUUCGUGGGGCAGCAAAAGUUAAGAGACUUGCCCUUCCUGUAAGCUUGCUGGUUGGUGUUACAGCCAUCUCAGGAGCCUUUGUCGCAGGAAAUGAUGCUGGACAUGCAUUCAAUACUUUUCCAAAGAUGGGGGAUACAUGGAUCCCUGAUGAUAUUUUCGAAAUGAAGCCACUAAUGCGCAAUUUCUUUGAGAACACAUCAUUAGUGCAGCUUGACCACCGCAUUCUUGCAACCGCUACUUUGGUCGCAAUCAGCGCUCUUUGGUGGUCAACCAGAAAGCUAGACAUACAUCCAGCAGUUCGAUCUUUGAUUGGAAGUACUAUGGGCAUGGCUGCUCUUCAGGUUACUUUAGGGGUAUCGACGCUUCUAUCGUAUGUGCCUGUCUCGCUAGGCACUGCACAUCAAGCUGGCGCUCUGACCCUUCUCACCCUCAUGCUCCUGCUAAAUCACACGGUGCGUAAGCCGUCGCUGUCCCUUCUCAAAUCUCUUCCUCAGAUCGUGAAGCCAACAACUACAUGACCGCAGUCUGGCAAUUUUUGUAAGGCUAUUUAUUCAAGAGCGGCGAUUAUUUACUGAUCGUGUUACGACUAUUACACCAACAACAUGAUCUUGUUCUAGUCCUCGGAGUGCCAUCGCCGUUGGGUCGCUUUCGACUUCGCAACCUAACAAGUCGAAAUGUGAGAAAAGAACGUUUCAUUGACGUAGUAUCGAUUGACUAACAUUUGCAUAGAUUUCUACGAUAGUGGAGAGGUAUUUGUGGAA
Messenger RNA from Eucalyptus grandis, 1717 nucleotides. Its product is annotated as cytochrome c oxidase assembly protein COX15. The coding region runs from base 104 to 1474 and encodes 456 amino acids. NCBI's taxonomy places the organism in Eukaryota, Viridiplantae, Streptophyta, Magnoliopsida, Myrtales, Myrtaceae. The record is from RefSeq and is a predicted model, not a curated record. Gene Ontology annotation, molecular function: oxidoreductase activity, acting on NAD(P)H, heme protein as acceptor. Gene Ontology annotation, biological process: heme A biosynthetic process. The transcript is spliced from 7 exons. Gene Ontology annotation, cellular component: mitochondrial inner membrane.